UCUUUAAGGAUGGAAUACCUAUUAUACAUAUAUAUAUUCCAGUCUGAAAGUUCCUUGAUAUAUAGACGUGAGUGUAGACUUAUUUGGUCUUGCUAUGUUUUAUUAAUCUCUUGCUAGUUAAUGAUUAAUCAAUAGCUACACAUCUAAAUCUAUAUAUAUUUAUAUAUAUAUAUAGUACUUCUCUCUAUACAUAUCUGAAAUUUAUAUUAUUAAGAGAUCGCUUCAGUUAUGGAUGCUCACACUUCUUACAACAACAAGGUGGAAUCACUCCAAGCAGACGUGGAAAGUUUGAGAAAAGAGAACGAAAGAUUGAGAUUCAUGCUUGAAAUAACGAACAGAAAAUACAAAAUGCUUGAAGCCCAUUUCUACAAACAAAGCUAUGAUUCUGUUAAGAGAGCAAGGACGAGUAGCAGUACCGAUCAUGAUCAUGAUCGUGAUGAUCAUGAGUUUCCUAAUUUUCCCAAAAAUAAUAGUAAGACCACGCAGCUAUUCGUCAAAACAGAUCAGAACUCAUGCGAAAAAGACAAUAGCAGCCCUGCUAUUGUGAAAGAUGGCUAUCAAUGGAGAAAAUAUGGGCAAAAAGUUACCAAGGACAACCCUUUCCCUCGAGCUUACUUUAGGUGUUCCAUGGCUCAUGGAUGUCCAGUCAAGAAGAAGGUGCAAAGGAGCAUGGAGAACAAGUCAUUCCUUGUAGCAACAUACGAAGGAGAGCACAACCACGAGGGUGGACGUAGUAGUGGUCACAACACUUUAAUUAGUACUAGAAACUAUACUAGUUCGUCUUCUUCACCAGAUCAUCAUCUACUGUUUGAAGGGUCUUCUCCAUUAAUAUUGUCAAAUAGUACCACUAGUUGUAUAAGUACCACUCCUCCUCAUAAAGAGAGUCAUCACAGUACAUUAUUAUCUGAACCUGAUUCGAUAAUCUCCCUCGAUCUCUCUCUUUCCAAUGAUCAAGAGUACAGUAAGAUUAGUAAUAAUAAUAAUAUGAACAGAGAGAAUGAUCAUAAUGAUAGAUUAAGCAAAUCAUUUCUCGUAGAAAUGGAAGAGUGCGUAGCUUCUUUGACCAAAGAUAGCAAUUUCACCGUAGCCUUAGCCACCGCAGUUGCACGAUCCAUUGCAGGCCGAGAUAAUCAUCACCACUCUACUAAUUAGAUCCAAUUCAUAUAUAUAUAUAUAUGAGUUAUAUAUGUUGUACUGAUUUGUCAUAUAUUUUAUAUUAAGGCAAAAUUUGGCCUUGACUAUAUAUGAUAUGAUGGGAUGAUGAUGAUGAGAAAGAAAGAAAGAAAGAAUGGUUUAGUUGGAGAAGUAUUAUUAAUUAGAGUAGUUUGGUCGAUGUAGUUGAACUUGUACGUCUGUCUUGGAUUUUGGACAAAAUCAAUUUCAAUUGCUUAACUGCUCA
Messenger RNA from Humulus lupulus (European hop), 1399 nucleotides. Its product is annotated as probable WRKY transcription factor 60. The transcript has 4 exons. NCBI's taxonomy places the organism in Eukaryota, Viridiplantae, Streptophyta, Magnoliopsida, Rosales, Cannabaceae. Gene Ontology annotation, molecular function: sequence-specific DNA binding; DNA-binding transcription factor activity. The record is from RefSeq and is a predicted model, not a curated record. The coding region runs from base 229 to 1152 and encodes 307 amino acids. Gene Ontology annotation, biological process: regulation of DNA-templated transcription.